Aspergillus saccharolyticus JOP 1030-1 is the source of this 1375-nucleotide messenger RNA. RefSeq names its product putative voltage-gated K+ channel beta subunit (KCNAB). The transcript has 5 exons. The record is from RefSeq and is a predicted model, not a curated record. NCBI's taxonomy places the organism in Eukaryota, Fungi, Ascomycota, Eurotiomycetes, Eurotiales, Aspergillaceae. Bases 266 to 1315 code for a protein of 349 amino acids.
CCUCUUGCGCCUCCUGCUGUCCUGCCCAGAUGUCUAUGUGAUUGGAUUCGGUGGCUCCACUGCUGCACCUGCGCAAGAACGCGCAGACCAAUGAUUGAUACCGCGGUUCCCAGCGCACGCAACCGCCCCGUCGCAGUUGUCCAGAUAAAAUGGUACCGCGACCCCUCGCGCGGGGGAGACAGACUGUCUACUAUUUAAGAUAUCACAGCAGUGCCCCCUCUGGCAGUUCGGUUCAAAGCAAAUUCGAACCACAAUCUUACACACCAUGGCCUGGCCGAACAAGAACAAAGACAUGCUCUACCGCCGUGUAGGCAAUUCCGGCCUGCAUGUCUCUGCGCUGGGACUGGGAGGCUGGUUGACAUUUGGAGGCCAUGUAGACAACGAAAUCACCUUUCAGUGCAUGAAGCAAGCCUACGAUUGCGGAAUCAACUUCUUCGACACGGCAGAGAGCUAUGCGGGAGGACAAUCCGAGAUCGUUAUGGGCCAAGCAAUCAAGAAAUUCGGCUGGAAGCGCAGUGAUCUCGUGAUUAGCACGAAGCUGAACUGGGGCCUCGCCAACGGGGAAAUCCUCAUCAACAACCACGGGCUUUCGCGCAAACACAUCGUCGAAGGCACGCGGGCCUCGCUGGAGCGCCUCCAGCUGGACUACGUGGACAUCAUCUACGCACACCGGCCGGACCGACUCACGCCCAUGGAGGAGACGGUGCGGGCGUUCAACCAUGUCAUCGAGAAGGGGUGGGCGUUCUACUGGGGCACGUCGGAGUGGUCGGCGGACGAGAUCAGCGAGGCGUGCGGGAUUGCGCGCGCGCUGGGGCUCAUUGCACCCAUCGUCGAGCAGCCGCAGUACAACAUGCUGACGCGGCAGAAGGUCGAGGGCCAGUUCCAGCGGCUGUACUCGCGCUGCGGGAUCGGGUUGACCGUCUUCUCGCCGUUGAAGAUGGGCCUGCUGAGCGGCAAGUACAACGAGGCCACCACACAGCCGCCGCCGGGGUCGCGGUUCGCCGAGAGCAACGACAAGUACGCCAACUACGUGCGGAGCGAGUGGGAGUCCGAGUGGGCGGGCACAAUCAAGACGGUGGUUGGUCUGCAGACGCUGGCGGAUAAGCUCGGGGUGAAGCUGUCGCAGCUGGCGUUGGCGUGGUGUCUGAAGAACGAGAAUGUCUCGUCGGUGAUCACGGGGGCGUCGCGGCCGGAGCAGAUUGUGGAUAACGUGGAGAGUCUGAAGUUGUUGCCGCGGUUGACACCGGAGGUGAUGGCGGAGAUUGAUGAGUAUUUGCAGAAUAAGCCUGAGGCUGACCCUGCGCGACAGGAUUAGUUGCCGUUUGAGAGCUGGGCAGUGUAGGUAAUGUAGAAAAGCAACUUCAAUGAAAUGGAC